UUACUUUUUAUUGGUAUAACUAAAUUCAUCAUAUGUUGCAAAACAUACUUGGCUAAUAAAGUAUGAUUAUGACGAUUAUCUUUUAAUUAAUCAAUCCUGUACAGGUCCUCCAUUGAUUUGCUGGCAACUUUAAUCCCGACAAAAUCUUCUCGCGGAAGUCCCCCGAAAAUGUGGUGCGUAGCCCGGGUGAAGCGGCUGAUCUCAACCUCAUCGGGACCUCCUACAGUAAAGAUUUCUAUUUGGAAACAUAGAAACAUAGAAAAUACGUGCAGGAGUAGUACAUUCAAACCAGUACCGCCAUUCAAUAUGUUCGUGGCUGAUCAUCCAGAAUCAGUAAUCAGAAUCAGUCUGAAGAAGGAACUCAACCAUUCUUUCUUUCCAGAGAUGCUGCCUGUCCCACUGAGUUACUCCAGAAUUUUGUGUCUACAAUCCAUCCAGAAUGAGUAGCCUGUACCUGCUUCCUCCCCAUAGCCCUUGAUUCUGUUAGCACUAAGAGCUCUCUCUAACUCUCCCUCGAAUACAUCCAGUGAUUGGUAUUACGGAAUUUCUUAUGGAAAAUACUUUUUUAUUGUGUUUUUUUUUUUUUUUUCCCGUUACUUGCAGACACUUCAAAGAAGAGGAUUUUAAAGAAAAAUCCCAGCCCGUGCGAUGAGUUGCAAGCGGCACAAUCCCGUGGAGAGCAUUUGCAGAAAACUCCAGACCAUACGGAUGCGGGACCAGGUAUCGAACCCGUCGCUGCAGAUUCCGAAGUUCCGCUCGAGAAGCUUUGACAGCCCUCAGGCCAGCCUGAAGAAGAACAUGGAGGUGAUUCUGAAGAACAGGACGGUGAAAAGUCACGGGCCGGAGCAGGAGGCCACCAUCGCCGUUCCCAGACAGACGUUGUCUCCCGAGGUCAGGCUGGUCACCUCGGGGCAGGCCGGAAGGGAAGGCAGGACUCCCACUGCUGCCUCUGGAGGAGGGGCAGCCUCCAGGCCUCCGUCCUGUUGCAGGAAUCGAACCUGCUCCACGCCACUUGGGGAGGUGGGGUGGGGCGACGCGGUGCUGGGCCACCCCCACUCGGCCAUCAUUAACAUUGAGCACCGCUUUCUGACCAACGCAGACUGCAACGGUGCAUGUAGUCCGGUCAACUCCACCAACGUCACCUUCUGCACCCACUUGCACAGGCCAGCAUCUCUUGCAAUCAACACACCGUCUACAGAUGAGACCAGUGUAAGCAAGCCUGCGGUGCCAAACACAAUGGAAGGUACGGAGGAUGCAAGUCUGCUCUGUGAGGAAGAUCUGCUGGAUACCAUCUUCUACAUCUGUGAUGUGAGACAGAAAGGGAAAGUGUGCGUUUCUAAGAUCGUGGACUACCUGAGAUGCACCACAAGUCGCGCUACAGAUGACAGCGGUCUUGAAGAGCUGUGCAACAUGCUGGACCCAGACAACAAUGACAUCUCCAUUGAUUUGGCCACCUAUCGUGCCGUGAUGAAGGAGUGGAUAGAAGACUGCAGAAGGAAAAGGUACAGGACUGGAGGCUUGUCAGAAACAUUGCACUGUGUACCUGCUGCUCAGAAAAGCUGA
This is a messenger RNA of Leucoraja erinaceus (little skate), 1563 nucleotides long. Its product is annotated as inositol 1,4,5-triphosphate receptor associated 2-like. The coding region runs from base 649 to 1563 and encodes 304 amino acids. NCBI's taxonomy places the organism in Eukaryota, Metazoa, Chordata, Chondrichthyes, Rajiformes, Rajidae. The transcript is spliced from 3 exons. The record is from RefSeq and is a predicted model, not a curated record. Gene Ontology annotation, cellular component: endoplasmic reticulum membrane.